AUGGAGAAUGAAAACAAUGUGACAGAAUCUAUUCUACUGGGACUCACACAGGACCCAAGUAUGCAGAAAAUUAUCUCUGUUUUGUUUUUAAUCAUCUACAUAGUCACCGUGGUUGGAAACCUGAUCAUUGUGGUAACCGUAGCUUCCAGUCAGACUCUGGACUCCUCCGUGUAUUUCUUUCUGGCUCACUUGUCGUUCUUUGAUGCCUGCUAUUCCUCAGUCAAUACACCUAAACUGAUCAUUGACUCCCUCUCUGAAAAGAAAAUCAUCUACUUCAAAGGCUGUAUGACCCAGGUCUUUGGAGAGCAUAUUUUUUCUGAGGCUGAAAUCAUUCUCCUCACGGUGAAGGCCUAUGACCGUUAUGUGGCGAUAUGUAAGCCAUCGCACUACACGGCCAUCAUGAGCAGACAUCUCUGUAGCUCACUGGUGGCCUUGGCCUGGGCCGGAGGCUUCCUUCACGCCACAGUUCAAAAUCUCUUCUUGGCACAUUUACCAUUCUGUGGCCCCAAUGUCAUCGACCACUUUAUGUGCGAUUUAUACCCCUUGCUGAAACUGGUCUGCUCCGAUACUCACACCUUGAAUGUGCUGGUUGCUGCUAACAGUAGUGGCAUGUGCAUGUUGAUCUUUAUCCUGUUGAUGAUUUUCUAUGCCUUCAUCUUGCACUCCCUGAAGACCCACAGUGCCGUGGGUAGACUCAAAGCUCUCUCCACCUGUGCCUCCCACUUCACUGUUGUCAUCUUCUUCUUUAUUCCAUGCAUCUUUGAAUAUAUGCAGCACACAACUACUUCAUCCAUUAUCAAGGCUGUUGCAGUAUUUUAUACGAUGAUAACCCCCAUGCUAAAUCCCUACAUCUACACAUUGAGAAAUGCAGAGAUGAUAAAUGCCAUUAGAAAGUCACUGAGCAAAACAAGCAAUCUGGAGAUGGGGACCACGAUAGUUUUGGUGGAGGGCCUGCUCAAGUAA
This is a messenger RNA of Tachyglossus aculeatus (Australian echidna), 963 nucleotides long. RefSeq names its product olfactory receptor 4C13-like. The transcript is spliced from 2 exons. The coding region runs from base 1 to 963 and encodes 320 amino acids. The record is from RefSeq and is a predicted model, not a curated record. Gene Ontology annotation, molecular function: olfactory receptor activity; G protein-coupled receptor activity. Gene Ontology annotation, biological process: G protein-coupled receptor signaling pathway. Gene Ontology annotation, cellular component: membrane. NCBI's taxonomy places the organism in Eukaryota, Metazoa, Chordata, Mammalia, Monotremata, Tachyglossidae.